UAUGCUCCCUGUGUGUAUGCUUGCCUGCAGAUGUGACAGUGUGAGCACAGGAAGACUGUAGACCGCCUCCUCCAUCAGCAAACAAUGAUCCAACUCUUCAUCAAUUUUAGGACUCUAAACUGUCUCGGAUUAAAUCAAGUCGUCAGUUCCUGAGAGCAGCGCCGAUAAGCCUCUUUCCUUUGCAGCAGAAGUGUUCACCAGAUAAACCACUAUCGCUGGAUCAGCCUGUUUUGGUUUGAGGCGGGUUUUCCACUCCGUGUUCAAACACCCGCUCACCUGCAGAAGCCGAGCCAUGCGCUCCCGGGCUGCCCUCCCCGGGUUUUCCUCCAUUCUAUUUCUCCUCUUCCUUCCCCCUGUUUUUUCCUCUUCCUCCCGCCCCCAGUGGGUUCUCCAGCGUGUCCCUGUGGUCCUCGCACAGCAGACGGAGGCUCGAUCAGCCCCUCACUUCCUGUCUCCGGCCCGCUUGGAUGUCAGCUCACCCUGUGACCCAGAGUGCCACAAGAAGGCGCUCCGCCCAAGCUACUGGGACCUGCGACGUCUUCUGGCCUAUGAGACACUCAACUCUGAUGGUCAGCUUACGGAAACAGCCGUCGCGAUCUAUGGCUACGACCCCCAAACCAGUCCAGCCUAUUCCUCAGGGUCUUCUGGGAAGGCUCAGCGGUCACAUGUCAGGAGGAAGCGACAGAUCUUUGGCCAUGAUGGGCGUUUUAGCAUUUCUGGACAGAACUACCUGCUGAAAUAUCCAUUCUCUGUGGCUGUCAAGCUGUCCACUGGGUGUUCUGGUACAUUGGUGGGCGACCGUCAUGUUCUCACAGCUGCUCAUUGUGUUCAUGAUGGUAAAAACUAUGUGAAAGGAGCCCAGAAGCUCCGGGUUGGGUUUCUAAAGACGAAGCAUCGAGACACACAGGCUUCUUCUUUUUACCUUCCCUCCAACUUCACCAACCAUGUUGAAGGUGGCCAUGUUCCCUACGCCCCACCAACAAAUGACAAAAUGAAGUUCCAGUGGAUCAGAGCGAAGCGCACACAUGUGCCUAAAGGAUGGAUUAAAGGGAAUGCCAAUGACAUAGGAAUGGACUAUGACUACGCUUUGCUUGAGCUCAAGAAACCCCACAAACGCCGCCACAUGAAGUUAGGAGUCAGCCCCCCUGCUCAGAGGCUGCCCGGUCGACGAGUCCACUUCUCAGGAUUUGACAAUGACCGUUCAGGCAAGCUUGUGUAUCGGUUCUGCCAGGCCGGCGAGGAGACAUCUGACCUGCUGUACCAGCACUGUGAUGCUCAGCCCGGGGCCAGCGGGUCAGGAGUCUACGCCCGGAUGUGGGAUGGGCGGCGCCGGCGCUGGGAGAGGAAGGUGAUAGGUGUGUUUUCUGGGCAUCAGUGGGUCGAGCGACAAGGGGCGUCUCAGGAAUUUAACGUAGCAGUGAGAGUCACACCUCUCAAAUACGCUCAGAUCUGCUACUGGAUAAAGGGAAACUUUGUGGACUGCCGAGAAGGGUAAGGGGUGUAGCAACAGAACCAUAGGCCACUACAUCCUCAUACAUCCUACUGGAUGAUUGGGGGCUGAAACAAACUGCACUGUUCAACCCAUUACUAGUAACACUAACAUAAAAUCUAAAUAAACAUCAACAUUUAGUUUGUUCCCCUAAUCUCAGACGGCAAUAUCAGUUAUAAAUACAGACACAAAUCCAAUAGUGAGACUCAACAUUGUAAACAGGACUGACUCAUUUCAUAAAUACUUAGUUUUGCAUCUUCUCUCAAAUAUGAAACAGUUCUACAUUUUUGCUAACAUGGACAAAUUCAGGUCAUGUGGUUUUGCAGAACAGAGGCACAUUCAUCCAUUUCCUGGAACAAUUUUCUUGUUGAUAAUUUUAUCUGGAAGACAUUCAGAUCGGGACCUUGCAUGGACCGAUAUAAAACAACAACAAGUCAUGAGAUUACAAGCAGCAGGACUGGGAAAACUAUUUCACUAUGUAUUCUAGCUUUUUAGUGUGCUUAUACUAAAGAUUGCACUGUUUAAACUCUUGAAGUUUCUCUACUGAAAAGUAUGAUUUUUGUGGAUGAAUGUACAAGUCAGCAACCAAAGGUGCCUGCAGUUUCUCUUUUAAAGAGUAUGUGUCUUCUCUCAGUGGACAAACUAGUUAUGUGCAUAGAGUGCUCUGUCAGGUACACAAACUGUGUUUUGGAGGAAUGAUUUUAAAUGACUGCAGAUUACGAUUUUGUUGAGCUUUGUACUUUAAUGCUUAACUCCCUCUGGUGGCAAACAUAAAACAUUGCAGACGUCCGACAUCAUGCAGACUUAGCCCAGGCCUACGUAAGCACUUUUGGCAUCCUCUAACAUUUGUGAAACUGCAUAUUUAAUGUCUUAGAAACUGAAGUUGAAUGAAAUAUAUGCUCUGAAAUAAGCAA
Messenger RNA from Eleginops maclovinus (Patagonian blennie), 2403 nucleotides. Its product is annotated as serine protease 23-like. The coding region runs from base 293 to 1495 and encodes 400 amino acids. Gene Ontology annotation, molecular function: serine-type endopeptidase activity. NCBI's taxonomy places the organism in Eukaryota, Metazoa, Chordata, Actinopteri, Perciformes, Eleginopidae. Gene Ontology annotation, biological process: proteolysis. The transcript has 2 exons. The record is from RefSeq and is a predicted model, not a curated record.